Molecule: messenger RNA, 1719 nt
Organism: Cladocopium goreaui
Lineage: Eukaryota; Dinophyceae; Suessiales; Symbiodiniaceae
Source: the annotation of a GenBank genome assembly
AUGGUUACCCGUUCCAUCAGCUCAACUUCGUUGGCACACGGAGCUUCCUUACUGGCAACUAAUUGUGUCGGAGAGAUCGAUCACAUGAUGGACAUCGACGCUGAAAUUGCAGCCGCUGAAGCCAAGAUCAGGAGCCUACAAGAGGCUUUGGCUGGUGCGGAGCCUGCCGGCACAACAGAUGAGUUGCCAGACCCUCCACAGCCAGGAGACCUCCUCUUGGCAGAAGGUCGUGGGCCUCAAUCGGGUAUGGUUGCAGGGAAUAUGGUGAAAGCUCCAGAGGGCUUGACACCAAAGGGGACUAAGUCACUCUCGCAAGAGUCUCUACGGGCCAUGCCAACCGUUCGCUAUGGAAAGGCUGAUUCCGUGGAGGAGAUUUUGUCCACCCCCAAAGGACCAGGGGUUGAUGAAAAUGGUGAGCUAUUUCAAGAUGCUCAAUCUCGGCAUUCUUCCCCGGGAUAUUCUCCAAGCUGUGCAGAAGGUGAUUUUGCUCCCCCUCCUUGGGACACAGAAAUUGAUGAUGAUGCAGAAUCUUUGGCAAUGGGGGCCAAGCCGCAUAAGCCGAAGAUUACGCCUGGGAAUUCUGUGGUUACCCCAUCACCAAAGGGACCAAAACCGGAGAACCAGCACAGUGUGCCCAAGACAACGGAGAAGAAGGAUAGCAAGAAGAAGAAGGACACCAACAAAUAUGACAAAUACUACCACCAGAUCCGUCGCUAUGUGACACCACGGGAAAACGGAAGAAUGUUGGCUAGCAAAGAGACAGUGGCUUUGUUCAAAACCGAGGAUGGAAGAAAGCGACUGAGGGAGAUGCUCAUGAAGGAAGGGACAGUGGAGGCCAUGGAUGUGAAGAUCACCAAAAUGCACAAGCGCACGGUGGAUGAAUCCAAACUAGGUGGUUGGUAUACCAAAGCAUGGCUGGUGGCCAAUCGCAGUUGGAGUAAGACGAUGUGCGAUAAUGCAUGGCAGUGGGCAAAGGCACACAACAAGUGGAGGAGGAACCCAAUCCAUAAGGAGGAGGAGUGCAAGUUGGUCAUCGAUGAUGAGUUCAAGUGGAAUGAUCAUCACGAGCAUGGCACGGAACAAUCGGGCCAGUUCCAAAUGGAGGACCCUGAUGGCACACUUCUCGAAGAUGAUCCUGUGCCCGAGGGUUUGGCUGGCUUGGUGCCGGAUGUGGAUGCUGGCAAACAAGAAGAGACCCAGUGUGUCCCACAGGAAAGCCAUGGGUCCUUCAAGUUGGUGUUUCCAACUCUCCAACAGAAUGUAUCGGUCAUUGGUGUCUUGCCAACGUUCCUGGACACACUCUCCCGCAAGAUUGAAGCCGCUGAACGAGAAAAGGAAAAGCAAGAGCAACGUGGCUUUGACCGCGCCAUGCAGUAUGGGAAAACAAUUGGUGACAGCAUCACGUCCAUGAACAAGCUCUACGACCAGUUAACUGCCCUUCAAGGGGAGGCCUAUACAUGCAAGGAUGGCAGUGGAGAGUACAAGGCAAAGGUGGACGAGAUUUCGGGAAAAAUGCGAGAGAUCACCAAGAACGACAUUGCCCUGAACAAUGUUGUUAUUCGUGCCAAGAACCUCAAGGCCCCCCCGAAGAAGCCUCCGGUUGUGCCGCUUCGUCCGAAUCGUCCGUCUCCUGCUGAUGCAGUGCCAAAGGCAAAGGGCAAAGCGAAGGCUAGGCCCAAAAGAAAGGCGGCCGCCAGAAAGAACACACCCCCUAGCUAA